This is a messenger RNA of Sclerotinia trifoliorum, 1105 nucleotides long. Lineage: Eukaryota; Fungi; Ascomycota; Leotiomycetes; Helotiales; Sclerotiniaceae. The record is from the annotation of a GenBank genome assembly.
GCAACCAUAAAACCGCUACGUGAAGUAGAAAGUUAUUUGGAAGCUCCCAACCAUUUCCUCGUCGCGCAGCAUGAUAUUAAAAGGAGUAUUAAUUAGGACAAAAGAUAUUGAGUAUCAGAUCUACAUCUUCUCGAGAGCACAGGGAGAGAUUUCAUGAACAUACCUGCUACAAGUCACGACCUGAUCCAAAGGCACGUCGUCGGUCCCCUGAUCUUGAUAUGUAAAUACGUGAGGAUAUUUGAUAGACGAAAGAUCUAGAGCGCCAUGCUAAACUGGUUGACCAACAGGACUCAAGGUUGAGAGAAUCACAUAAUAGUACAGUACCUUUCCAAGAGUUUCUCACCUCUCAAAUUUCAAUUCAUACUGUCAUAAGUACAUCCAAAAGUUCUCAUGAAUUUAUCCCAACUUAGGGGCGAACAUACGCAAUGUCAGAUCACAAUUGAAAGGAACACGGUUCAGGAGGAUUGUAUGUUUAGUCGCGGCUUUUGAAAUUCGGCACGGUAUUUACCCUCAAUAUCUAAUUCUGGGUGACUGAAAAAGCCUAGCUAAAUAUGAGUAUACGGACUUCAUUUUCAACAUCUGCUGUGGAACAUGCGCCUGGUAUAACUAGUUCAUACCUCUAUUCCCCUGAUCUUGGCUCCUAAGAAAGAAGAUAGGUUCUGCAAUGCAGAGAUGAGGAUUGGUAAUGCGUAAGUUUGAUUGUCCUCAAAAGAACACCGACACGAGACUGAAAUUUCAGAAACAUAGGAACUAGCUUCUAGAAUUGUUCCAAAACGUUUCUCCAAAGGGCAACUUCAUGGAUUUGAUAUCUCCAACGAGCCUUCCCAGGAAAGGAAUAUCUUCGCUCUAACAUGACCUUUGGAAGUUUCGAUGCGUUUAUAAAGUUGCCUGACUGACCAUUUGAACGGCAGAUUUCAUAUUGUGCAUAUUCGUGCUUACACGAUUGUCGUAAAGGGAACAUCCGGGAGUUCUGCUAGAAAAUCUCAUUGCUAUGCAGAGAAAGCAAAUCUUAUAAAACCUCGGCGGAAUAGAGGAUUCAGCAGCUAAUCAUAAGUUUAGGAAUGGUAGAGCCGGGAAGAUAUUUGCAAUAGGAUGAAAUAGACUC